Molecule: messenger RNA, 1018 nt
Organism: Psylliodes chrysocephalus
Lineage: Eukaryota; Metazoa; Arthropoda; Insecta; Coleoptera; Chrysomelidae
Source: the annotation of a GenBank genome assembly
AACAAUUCUAUGUGAAUUAUGUUACCAUGUCAUAAUCUGUCAAAAAUGCGACAUUGAAUUUCAUGUUCCACAUAUUUUAGUGGCUUUACCAAAAUUUCUUUAGAAUGUCUCAAAUAGAAAUAAAAGCUUAUCAGCUUCGCAAUGAAGCCGUCAAGCGUGUAAGUGGCACUAACUUUUUCAAACAGUGGUUUUCUACGGAUCAUCUAGGAGAAUCUGUGGAGUAUUUUAAAAGAGCGGGAAACCUAUUUAAAAUGGCGAAAAAUUGGUCUCAAGCUGCAACUGCGUUUUAUGAUGCGGCUAGUCUAAGUUUCAAACGAAACGAUACAAGUGAAGCUGCUUUUGAUCUUAUAGAAGCUGCGAAUUGUUAUAAAAAUUACGAUACGUCAAAAGCCGUAGAGAGUUACCUUAAAGCUAUAAAUAUCUAUGAGGAAAAUAGUAAAUUAAUAACUGCAGCAAAAUAUUAUCAAAUCAUAGCUGAACUUUUGGAGGAUGAGUUUGAUACAAAGGAAGCGGUCACCUAUUAUGCAAAAGCGGCAGAAAUAUAUAGAAAAGAAUGCAGUUAUUCUGCCGCCAAUAAAUGUUAUGAAAAAAUUGCAGAAUAUGCUGCUUUGUCACAAAAUUACGUAAGGGCUGUGAAGAUCUUUGAAGAAAUUGCUUGUUUAGACUUAGCCAGCUCCAUCCUUAAGUACGCUGCCAAACAUUACUUCUUCAGAGCUGCCAUUUGUCUUCUCUGUGCUGGUUACGAUGUUACAGCAAAGUUGAGAACCUACCUUAAUAUUUACCCGGCGUUUGAAGAUACCAGGGAAUACCAAUUAAUUAUGUGUUUGCACGAAUGUCUACAAGUUGGCGACAUCGAUGGUUUUGAGAAUGCAGUUAAAAAAUUUGAUUCUGUAACGGAGUUGAGUCAGUGGCAUAUUACUCUAUUGCUCAGAGCGAAAAAACACAUUGAAGGGGCAUAUGUGUUAAAUUGACUUUUUAGCAUGUUUAGGGUUUUUAAUAAAAUUAUUUAUUUACAACA